UCGUGCUUCAUCACAUGUGCACGACAGACCGAAUGGCGAGUUUGAAAUAUUUCCAAAAACUGAACUAACCAGACUUGUUUUACAUCAGUUAGGCGUGGCCCUCGGCUUUUUUCUGCCCCCUAUUUUGGUAAAGGACCACACAAAUAUCGACGAUAUUGGAGCCGAUUUGAAACUCAUGUUCUACAUUGUGGCGGGCGUCUGCACGGCCUUAUUCCUUGUAGUAGUGAUCGGCUUUCAAACUAAACCGCCUCUUCCUUCGAAUGCGGCACGCAUUGCACCUCAAUCGUCACAGCCGGUGACCUACUACCAGUCAGUCAAAACGAUUGUCACUAACAAGAAUUACAUUUUGCUUUUGAUUACGUACGGAAUCAAUGCGGGUGUUUUAUACGCUAUGUCAACCCUGCUCAACCAAACUGUGCUUCGACAUUUUCCGGGUGAAGAAGAAAAUGCGGGUCAAAUUGGCUUGACGAUCGUCGUUUGCGGCAUGUUCGGCUCGGUAGUGUGUGGUAUUAUUCUUGACAAAACGCACAAAUUCAGGGAAACAACUCUUGUGGUGUAUGGAUUAGCAGUGGCCGGAAUGGUCGCCUACACCUUUACGUUCGAACUUCAAUAUAUCGUCAUUACGUUCGUCACGGCCGGAGCUGUAGGGUUCUUUAUGACUGGAUAUCUGCCAUUUACCUGGACGGAAACGAGUAGCCAACAAUGAACAUUUGGGUGUUGUUGCUAUCCCUUUUUCGGCUUCUCGCUCAAGUUCGCGGUUCAUUUGUCUGCCCGUCUCAUAGGCUGUGAGAUGGUAUUUUUCACUUCAACUUUGACUCCCAAUACGUUUCUAUUUCCUCCUUAAAGUACUUUUUAUUUUUUAUUUUUUCAAAGGUAAAGAGUUCUUAUGCGAUAGAACCAGAAAAAAAAAUACAGACGGCAGCCCUAAUAGUACAAGAGGCCCUUGAGGGCUUUCCGCUGACGGAACUUCUUCCAUUCCAAAAUCCUUGGAUGACUGGAUGCGUUGAAAAGUAGCCACCGGAGUAGUGCGUGUGUUGUUUUAGGUCCUCUAAAUCAACCGGUGAGUAUGCACCUGACACCAAAACCUGCAACUCUCGGUAGCUAAAAGUUUGCAACCACUCGAUAUCGAUGACAUUCGCCAAUCCCUGCGACGCAAUAGAACAGUGAAUGACUGGCAAAUGAAACAGUGAAAAAUCACACAUUAUACCUGGCGGAAUGCGUUGCAUUGCAAACGGAUUUGCUUGUUUAAUUUGUAGUCCGCAACCAAAUGAAUGUAUUCGAUACGAUUUGAAGGUGUGACGGGAAUGUUGGAUCCGUUCUGUUUCAGUUCUUCCACCUAAAUAGAGAAAGUCGUUGUUUGAAAAGAAACCCGUGGAAAGAUAUUGUCUAAUCAAUUUGCAGAUUUCUGCAUUGAAAAUGGAACUUCAAAGGCGCCCGUAAGACGACCAGCUUUUAAAUUGAAUGCUUUGGCAAGAAGCAGAGCAAACUUCUGGUGAUUUUUAAAAAUUAUUUUACUUUAACAAGAAUUAUUUUUUUUUUCUUGUAUCUUAUGUACUGAUUUUUGGUUGAUUUGGGUGAAGGCAAAUAUCCCUCCUGACGUCUUUGAUAAGCCAUAACGGGAGAUUAAGCACUUUGAUAAUUUGUGCUGAAAAUUCUCUUGGUAAUUUGCUUCUAGGAGGAUGAGAAGAAGGAGAAACAUCGCUCCAUAAGCAUCUACAGGAAAAAGUG
Molecule: messenger RNA, 1728 nt
Organism: Daphnia pulicaria
Lineage: Eukaryota; Metazoa; Arthropoda; Branchiopoda; Diplostraca; Daphniidae
Product: feline leukemia virus subgroup C receptor-related protein 2-like
Exons: 5
Coding region: 176-706 (176 amino acids)
Biological process (GO): heme export; transmembrane transport
Cellular component (GO): membrane
Molecular function (GO): heme binding; heme transmembrane transporter activity
Source: RefSeq, a predicted model, not a curated record